Phoenix dactylifera (date palm) is the source of this 1493-nucleotide messenger RNA. RefSeq names its product auxin-responsive protein IAA10. Gene Ontology annotation, biological process: regulation of DNA-templated transcription. The record is from RefSeq and is a predicted model, not a curated record. Gene Ontology annotation, cellular component: nucleus. Lineage: Eukaryota; Viridiplantae; Streptophyta; Magnoliopsida; Arecales; Arecaceae.
CUGAAACCACCCUCGGUUCCCGUCACCGCUCUUUCUGCUGCUACCCUUAUUAAGGCCCCAGAAAGAAGACUUCUACGACACCAACAGAGAGAGAGAGAGAGAGAGAGUCAGAGAUGAAAGGUGUUAGCGGUUUCAACGAAGGAGUAGCUUCGUCGGGGUCGACGUCGGCGGCGGACGUGGUGGUGGUGGUGGUGGAGAAGGACUACGUGGGACUCUCGGGGGCGGCCUCCUCGGACCCUGCCGUGGAGGAGGAGGAUGCGGAGGGCAGGGACGAGAGAGGGGAGGAGGAGGAGGAGGAGGACCUGGAGCUAGGUUUGAGCCUGGGGGCGAAGAAGGUCGGCGGCGGCGGUGGUGGCAAGGCGGCGGCGGGGGUGGCUAAGCCGUGGGAGCAGUGUUGCAGAAUUCUGACCGCCAAGGACUUCCCUUCUCUGGUGCCCCGUGCGUCGCCGAGGUCGUCCUCUACCUCCUCCGUUUCCUCCUCCUCCGCUGCUUUGGGUGGUGGAGCGAGCGGCGGCGGCGUCGCCGUCGCCGGCACUAAGAGGGCCGCGGACUCCGUUUCUCCGGAUGUCGUCGGACCCAGUCACCCACCCAGUCAGGUGGUGGGAUGGCCACCUAUAAGGGCAUUCAGGAUGAACAGCUUGUUCAACCAAUCGAAAGAUAACACCUCUCAGACUGAUGCUGCCGCCCCCAAGAAGAGCAACAGCAACGACACCAGCAUGAAGGAAGCCAAGGUGAAUAACGAUCAGGCUCGCAAUGGGAGGGCUGCUGUGAGCUCUCGCUUUGUUAAAGUGAACAUGGAUGGAGAUCCCAUUGGGAGGAAGGUGGAUCUCAAUGCUCAUCCGUCUUAUGAAACCCUUGCACUAUCUCUGGAGCUCAUGUUUCACAAACCCACCAUGGUCCUCAGUACCUCCGCCCAUGGUGUGAAGGCCUCAAUGUUGUUGGAUGGCUCUUCUGAAUUCGCUCUUACUUACGAAGACAGGGAUGGAGACUGGAUGCUGGUUGGAGAUGUCCCUUGGGGAAUGUUCUUGGACACUGUCAAGAGACUUAGAAUCAUGAGGACCUCUGAUGCCAGCGGGCUUGCUCCAAGGUUCCAAUCCUCCAACAAAUCUUGUGGGUUAAUACGAAGCAAGCCUUGAAAAGGAGAUGAAAGGACAGCUGCUGUUGAGUAUAUAGAGAAAAAGAAGAGCAAAAGUAAAAAAACUUGAGUUAAGAACGAGGUCUUUUCUUUUUUGCUUUUGUUUUUGGGCCAAGCCUAGAUGACCACUAUCCAUUUGUUAAUUUUGCCCUUCCAAGCCCCUUUUCUGGUCGGUUACCCCUUUUCCUGGGUGGUUUGCUAGGUAUACCGAUAUGCUAGGUAUGACAGGGUAUAUGAACGGUGCCUCCAAUACUGUAAAUAUUUCUGUCUCUGUUGCUUCAAUAUUUGAGGGAUGAAAUAGUUUAUGCGUUUCACAUAUCCCAGUGAAAUAAUAGAUGGUUUUGGAUGCUUACCGUUA